AUGUCCACAGAUUCCGAGGAUGAGAGUCUCAUGGGCUAUCCCAUACGCCGGAAUGGCACAUGUGUGACCGGCGAAACGAUCCUCGGUCCAACUUGGGGCCCAUUUCAAAGAUGUUGUCCGGCAUAUACCACAAGCCCUGGAGGCGUACUACCAAUAUGCUGCCCGACUCAGCUUGAUUGCAGCAGCAAGCUACGUCGUAAAGCGCGCUGCGCAGAUCAUACAGCGGUUCUUUACUUUGUUGAAGAAACCGACGGUAACUUUUGCUGUGCAGAUGGUACUCGCGGGUUUCGUAAAACCGCCAACAAUAAUGUGGGCUGCGUAAAACCAGAAUACAAAUACGCCCUGAAAGAGGUGGAGUUUCUUCCCCCAGUUAGCCAAUAUCUUUUACCUACCUCUACAAGCUCGAAUACUGCUACGGCUACGCCUACGCCUACAGCUACGGCAGUCUCGUCGACUUCAGGGACAGACACGAACAACGCGAAGAAUAACACUGGGGCAAUCGCGGGUGGUGUGGUUGGUGGUGUAGGUGGCGUCGCCAUCUUGAUUGCGCUGGUCUGGCUUUUAUUACGUCGCCGAAAGAAGCAAGCUCAAGCUAGCCAAUCUACCGAACGUCCCCCAGUCCCUGUAUCGGAGCUGAGUGAUGCUACUCGGAUCACAGAACUGAGUGAUGGUAAUCGGAUCACAGAACUGAGCGGCCAAAGCAUUCCAGAGCUACCAGGAUCAGAGAAGCCGAAGCCCCCGCCUGCUGAAUUGGCGUGA
Penicillium concentricum is the source of this 759-nucleotide messenger RNA. RefSeq lists its product as uncharacterized. Bases 1 to 759 code for a protein of 252 amino acids. The record is from RefSeq and is a predicted model, not a curated record. Lineage: Eukaryota; Fungi; Ascomycota; Eurotiomycetes; Eurotiales; Aspergillaceae. The transcript is spliced from 2 exons.